Wyeomyia smithii (pitcher-plant mosquito) is the source of this 2184-nucleotide messenger RNA. It is a transcript of the gene Dr, whose product is annotated as muscle segmentation homeobox. Gene Ontology annotation, biological process: embryonic morphogenesis; regulation of transcription by RNA polymerase II. Gene Ontology annotation, cellular component: nucleus. Bases 454 to 1392 code for a protein of 312 amino acids. The record is from RefSeq and is a predicted model, not a curated record. Gene Ontology annotation, molecular function: DNA-binding transcription factor activity, RNA polymerase II-specific; RNA polymerase II transcription regulatory region sequence-specific DNA binding. Lineage: Eukaryota; Metazoa; Arthropoda; Insecta; Diptera; Culicidae. The transcript is spliced from 2 exons.
CAGUCGCAGAAACGUACGCACGCAAUUUAUAAGUUGAUCGUGAAACGACGUGUUCAGUGCCGUUGUUUUCGUUGCGUUGACUCUCCUUCUAUAGCAUAGAUGUGCUACCGUCGUUAUUCGUUGUUAUUGUUUAGUGCUGCAAUACUAGACGUGAGCAGAUCAGUGUGUGACGUGUGAAACGCGCUGCAGAUAAGCGAUAUUGAUUUUUCGGUUUAAUUCAACGCUCUCUGAAAAGGAGACAGAAAGUGCGUGCAAUUGGGCUUGGAUGUAACACUUGGAAAGGACCAAAAGACCGGCAGUGCUGUGCUAUUGCGAACGAAAGUGUUGAAUGUGUUCUGAUUUUGGAACGUUGCAACUUUAGUGCGUGUCGUUGUUCGGACGAAGUGCGUUGGCUGAUGCGAGGAAGCAUCUAGCAGCCAGCCGGAAGCUGAAGAGGCCGCCAACUACUCAUAUAUGCUAAAAUCAUCAGGAAUGACUGUAACUCCGAUACGAAUGGCGAUGACCAGCCCGACGGUUCCCAUGCAACAGAAGAGCACCUCGCGGAUCAGUAACUUCAGUGUGGCAUCGCUUCUGGCGGACACUCGACCGAGAACACCGUCCGGUGUGACGACCGCGACAGAAAUUCUGUUGCCGGCAAACCUGUCCCAUGCAAGUAGUUCACCCCGCUCGGCACAUGACAGUGGGUCGAUUAAGAAUGAUCUGGAUCGAUCGGACACUCCGCACAGUCUGCUGGAAUCGGACGAUUACGACUCCAACCAGGAAGACUCGAUCGUGGACAUUGAGGAUAUCAACAAUGAGAACAGCAGUUCCGAUCCAGGACAUCCGGACAAGGGUUCUCCAGCUUUGUUACAGCAAUCGGCGGCCCUAGCAGCCGCAGGCCAUGUUCCUAUCCGACCGACACCCUUCAGUGCCCUGGCGGCCGCAGCAGCAGCGUGGGGUGGCAUGAGUGGUGGAAUGCCCUGGCAAGCGGCUGCAGCUCGACAAAUGGGCCCAUUUGGACCGCCCGGUCUGUUCCCCGGGCAGGGAUUCGGAUCGGGACAACUUGGUGGAGAUAACGAACCCCCCCGUAUAAAGUGCAACCUGCGGAAGCACAAACCGAACCGGAAGCCGCGUACCCCCUUCACCACCCAGCAGCUGCUGUCACUGGAGAAGAAAUUUCGCGAGAAGCAGUACCUUAGCAUAGCGGAACGAGCCGAGUUCAGUUCGUCACUGCGGCUCACCGAAACCCAGGUCAAGAUCUGGUUCCAGAACCGGCGAGCCAAGGCGAAACGAUUACAGGAAGCCGAACUGGAAAAGAUCAAAAUGGCGGCCCUCGGGCGGGCACCGGGUGCCCAGCUAUACAUGGGAUACUUCCACCCCAGUCUGAUGGGCGGAGCGAUGCACCUGGGCUGAACUGCUGAACCCUGCUGUGAAUAUUAGCCCUUAAGCGACUGUAAAAAAGCAUCUCCCGAGAACUGAAACCAAAUGUUUUCCCUGAAAGUUGGGACUUCUCUGAGCUCGAACCUCCUCAACACAAUACAUUGAAGCUGCUGACGGAAGGCGACCCUCUUUUAUUUAUUGCUACCCCAGGGCGGUUCGGGGCGACCAGCCAGUCAAUCAGUCAGCCAGUUAGUCUGUCCCCGUAAGAUUUGGGCCAGAGUGGAGGAACCGUAACCUCAACCGAUGUUUACCCUCAAAAUCUCCAACGUCGAGUCGAGUCGAGUGUGAAACUGUAAAUAUUAGCCCAAAUUAAAGCGACGCGUUUGUGGUACGACAGAAAUUAAUUUUGCAAAGCACUCAAUCCAGAGCCAUUUUCGGUUGAUCAUCAUCAUCAGCAUUGGAAGUGCGUGUAAAUAUUGUCUUGCGAGCGGGCAACAAACCAACAGGCCGGAAAAGUGAGGUUAUCGGGCUUAAUUGCUGUCAAAUACCCCCGAGCCCCCUAACCAACUCGAGCCACUGUAAAUAGUCUCGUUUAGUUGUGUGUCGAAUGCCACACUUCACGCGGCCGAGAUUUGCUUUUUUUCUCUCCGUGCUGUAAAUAUAGUCUGUAAGCGAUAGGCGGGCAAAACUAAGGCAAAAACUGUGUAAUUACGAGAUAACAGAGUUCAAUAAAGUAAGCAGAGCAAAUGCAAAUAUUAUUAUACGUCACGUUAGAUAAGAUUAUGAUAAUUAAUUAACUAUUAAAACAAAUUCAGAUAAAAAUUA